AGUCUGGAUGCGCUCUCGCCGCUGUGUCCCGCUGAACUCCUGUGAAUGACAGACACGCAGCAGACGGACACUAAUCUCUCCAGAGUCCAACACGGCUGUCUGGAAUGAUGGGUGACGUUCAGUUUGUUACGGGAUCUCAUGUCUCCAAGACGACUCUGACUCUGGGACGAGGUUCCCCCAGCAAAGAGCCCCCUGUUUUUACCCUCCCGCCACGUAAUACCCGCGUCUGCCAAGGGGGUACCGCGCGCCUUGAAGGGAAGGUGCGUGGUUUUCCAGAGCCCCAGGUUUGCUGGUUUAGGAAAGGGAAGCUACUGAUAGCAGGAGAUCAUUAUUCAAUGGAACACAGUGCUCGUGGAAGCUUUAGUCUGGUGGUCCAGGAAGUCCAGGAUGACGAUGGAGGACGGUACACCUGUGAAGCUGUCAAUGAUGCUGGGAGCUGCCAGGUCACAGUGGAGAUCAUUGUGGAAGGAAAUGCAGGGAAAAAAUACAGUCUUCCUUCCUCCAACAGAGCAGGUGGAUCUCUGGGUGUUCCUGCAGUAGAGAACAGACCCAGUAUCUGGGGUGAAAGCCCCCCAAAGUUUGUGGCUAAACCUUCUCGCCUGUAUCUCAAAGUGGGACAGAGCGGCAAAUUCUCAGCCAAGACCACGGGACGACCCCAGCCACUGGUGCAGUGGUAUAAGGGAGAAGAGAAGAUCCAGCAGUCAGAUCACUUUAACAUGUUUGAGAGGUCAGGAAUGCAUUUCCUGGAGAUACGCCACAUGUGCUCAGAGGACGCUGGUGUCUACAGCUGUCUGGUGGCCAACAGUGCUGGGAAAGCCUCUGCAGCCGCUGAACUCAUUGCUCAAGAUGGAGACGCUGAAACAGUCACAAUGCCCAAACCAUCUCAAGAUCUCUCUACACAAUCUGUGGUCAAGCACAGCACCAACGGUCUGGACACUGAACAGAAAACGUCUAGCACAUCCGUCCGAACUGCAACCGCAGAGACAAGCGCACCGCUGUCCACUGCUGCUGUAGCCAGUGUUCAUUCUGUGACCAGAACAGAGGCACCGAAAAUAACAUCUUCACCAUCCUCACAACCUAUCAGCAAGUCCACAGAUGGAAGAUCAGCAGCUGGUCAAAAGACAUCACACUUUGCGAAGGAAAGAAGUCAGAACAUUGUAAAGAAAGAGUCGCAUGGCAUCAGAAGAGCUUGGGAUUCGUUCAGAGCUCCAGAAGAGAUUCCUGAAGCAUCACAGCGGGAGUCGAGCAGAGACGUUCGCCAGGAAACCAAAGAGAGCAAAACAGACUUUCUAGAAACUCCACCCAGUUUUGAAUCCCAGCCCGAGAGCCAAGAGGUUGUGCAGGGUGAAAAGGUCACGUUCAGAUGCCAAGUGUCUGGGUCUCCAGUGCCGACAGUGAGCUGGCUGAAGGAUGGAGCUCCUCUGAGACAGAGAUCAGGCGUCAGCACGCGACAGGAGGGCAGUCUGCAUGUCCUGUGUCUGGAGAGCGCUCACAUAACUGACACGGGACAGUACGGCUGCACUGCUGCCAACAAAAGAGGAAAGACUGCGGCCCACUGCAGCCUGACUGUCAAACGUGUGAGGGUGGAGGCCAAGCCCCCUGUGUUCAGCUCUCCUCUGAAGGAUUGUUCAGUGUUAGAGGGACAGGACUUCUUGCUGCAGUGCUCAGUGGAGGGCAAACCACUGCCUGAGCUCACCUGGCUGCACAACGAUCAGCCCGUUCCAUAUUCCCACACUGUGUUUGAGGAGAGUACGGCUCAGCUGACGGUUAAGGCAGCUGUUCUGGAGGAUGCAGGCAUGUAUUCGUGUGUCGCAGUGAAUGGUCAGGGCAGAGCUGUGUGUACAGCUCAUGUGCUGGUUAAAGAUCAGCCCGUUCCAUAUUCCCACACUGUGUUUGAGGAGAGUACGGCUCAGCUGACGGUUAAGGCAGCUGUUCUGGAGGAUGCAGGCAUGUAUUCGUGUGUCGCAGUGAAUGGUCAGGGCAGAGCUGUGUGUACAGCUCAUGUGCUGGUUAAAGGAAAUCCUGCCCCUGAGGUGGUCUGGCUGCAUAAUGGAAAAGAGAUCCAAGAGUCUGAGGAUUUUCAUUUUGAGAGGAAGGGCUGUCAGUAUACUCUCUUCAUACAGGAAGUGUUUCCUGAGGACACAGGGACUUACACCUGUGAGGUGUGCAAUGAAGCCGGAGUCGCUCGCACCGAAGCCUCACUCACGGUACAAGAGCCUCAAGAUGGAGUUCAGCCCUGGUUCAUCACUAAAACCAAGUCCACUGCCGCCUCCCUGGGUCAACACGCUCUGCUGUCCUGUGCGAUCGCUGGCGACCCCUUCCCAGAAUUCCUCUGGAUGAAGGAUGGGCAGGUCAUAUCUGGAGGUGGGGACUUUGAGAUCCUACAGAAGGAAGACGUUGUCUCAUUGCUCAUCAGGAAAGUGAAGACACAUCAUGCUGGAAACUAUGAGAUUCAUCUCAAGAAUAAAGUAGGAGAAUGCAGGUCAGUGGCAGCUCUGCAGGUCAGCGAGGACCCCAUGCCAUCUGGUGAUGAUUCUCAUAAACGCCGAGGGGUGGAGAGGACUGCGGCAGGCAGGGGAGGACAGCUGGAGACUCCCAGCGCUGCAGCGUCGCACUCCGAGCAACUCUGGGAACACGGCAGUCAGGAUCAGGAAGAAGAGGAGGGCUGUGCCACCCGUGGGCUUCUCAAACGGUGCGGGGAGACAAAGGAGCAUCGGGAAGACCAGAUCCGUCAGCAGGAGGCCGAACAGAUCGACUUCAGAACCGUGCUCGGCCGCAAGGUCACCACUAAGAGCGUCUCUGAGGAAGACCUGAAGGAGAUCACGGCCGAGCAGAUGGACUUCAGGGGGAACCUCCAACGGCAGAUCAAGCCCAAGACCCAGACAGAAGAGGAACGCAAAGUCAACUCUCCACAGCAGGUGGACUUCAGAGCAGUGCUGGGAAAGAAGGGAAGCCAAGGCCCAAAACCCAGUCUCGGAUCCUUAGUGAAAGCACAAGCCAACAAAACUGAAGCUGUUGACUUCAGAUCCGUGUUAGGCAACAAGAAAAAACAACCAAGCCAGGACAGGAACAGAGAAAGCCAAGGCGAUAAAGAUGCCCGAGGAAAGGAAAACGAUGUGAAUUGUGUGGAUGGAGGGAUAAAAGAAAAAACAAAAGAGCCCGUUUUUACGCAGAAACUGAGUGACGUGACGGUAUUGGAUGGGGAACGUUUGCAUCUGCAGUGCCAACUUUCCUCUGAGUCUCCUGCUAAAGUGACAUGGACGCUUGAUGGAAAACUCAUCAAACCAUCCAAAUUCAUUGUCAUUGCUAACGAGGGUGGUAAGUGCUCUCUGAGCAUUGAUAAAGCUCUGCCUGAGGAUGAAGGACAGUAUGUUUGCAGGGCGGAGACUAACGAGGGCAAGACAGAGUGUUCCUGUAUGGUCCUAGUGGAUGAUCCCAGUGUCUCCACACCAGCUGAUAAGCGGAGCAGGAAGCCCUCUACCCCGACCACAGAGAAUGAGGCCAAAAUAAAGAAACCCACACCCAAAACACUUCCUAAACAAGGUGCUCCUCCUCAGAUCCAGCAGUUCCCUGACGAUAUGAAGAUCCUGGCGGGUCAGGAGGUCAGUCUGCUGUGUCAGUUCACUGGAGCUCAGCCCAUCAGCUGCACCUGGCUCAAGUUCCGCAAACCAAUUCAGGAAGGUCAGGGCAUCUCGGUAGUGAGCACAGACAGCAGCAGUCAGCUGACCAUCACAGAAGGACAGCAGGAGCACUGCGGCUGCUACACCAUCGAGCUCAAGAACAGCUGCGGCGUGAGACAGGCCGCCCUCAACCUCACUAUAGUCGAUAAGCCCGACCCUCCUGCUCGUGUCCCGGCAUCCUCAGACAUCCGUAAGUCCAGCCUCACACUGUCCUGGUACGGGCCGACAUACGACGGCGGCAGCGCCGUCCAGUCCUACAACCUGGAGACGUGGAGCUCUGUGGACAUGAAGUGGACAGAUCUGGCGUCCUGUAACAGCACCUCCUAUAACGUGCAGAACCUGCUUCCAGACAGGCAGUACAAGUUCCGAGUGCGAGCGGUGAAUAUUUAUGGUGUGGGAGAGCCCAGCGCUGAGUCUGCACCCGUGCAGGUGGGGCUGGAGGCCGAGGAGGAAAAUAAAGAUGAAGCUGAGCCUUCAGAUGAUGAAUCAGAGAAGGAACCGCAUUACAGAAAUGUGACGAUCAGGACAGAUGUGAAGGUGAAGGACCUGUAUGAUGUGGAAGACAGACUGGGCACAGGGAAAUUCGGGACUGUUUUCAAACUGAUAGAAAAGUCCACAAAAAAGGUGUGGGCUGGCAAAUUCAUAAAAGCAUAUUCUGCCAAAGAAAAAGACAAUGUCAGACAGGAAAUAGCGAUCAUGAAUGACCUGCAUCACCCAAAGCUUGUGCAGUGUGUCGACGCUUUUGAGGGAAAGACUGACAUUGUAAUGGUGCUGGACAUGAUCUCUGGAGGAGAGCUGUUUGAGAGGAUCAUAGACGAGGACUUUGAGCUGACGGAGAGAGAGGUGAUCAAAUACAUGCUUCAGAUUGUGGAUGGAGUCAAUUUCAUCCAUAAGAAAGGCAUCGUCCACCUGGAUCUCAAACCUGAGAACAUCAUGUGUGUCAAUAAGACCGGCAGCAAAAUCAAACUCAUUGACUUUGGACUGGCACGCAGACUGGAGAAUGCUGGCUCUCUGAAAGUCCUGUUUGGCACCCCAGAGUUUGUGGCUCCAGAGGUGAUUAAUUAUGAGGCCAUCAGUUACACGACAGACAUGUGGAGUAUAGGAGUCAUCUGCUACAUCCUCGUCAGUGGUUUGUCUCCCUUCAUGGGGGACAAUGACAACGAGACGCUUUCUAACGUGACCUCAGCGACGUGGGACUUUGAGGACGAGGCAUUUGAUGAGAUCUCAGUCGAGGCCAAAGACUUUAUCAGUAACCUGCUGAAGAAAGACAUGAAAGCUCGCCUGAGCUGCGAUCAGUGUUUCCAGCACCCCUGGCUCAAACAGGACACCACCAAUAUGGAGACCAAGAAGCUUUCCAAAGAGAGGAUGAAGAAAUACAUUCUGAGAAGAAAGUGGCAGAAAACAGGGCAUGCGGUUCGAGCUAUCGGUCGACUGUCUAACAUGGCAUUGAUGGCAGGCGUUCAUGCCAAAAAGAGCUCCCCCACUGAAGCAGAGGAUAAACAGUUUUCUGCUGAAUUGGAGGAGAAAACUCUAAUGAAACCCACGUUCAGUAAUGUUAUUAAAGACGUUGAGGUGGUGGAAGGCAGUGCUGCUCGAUUCGACUGCAGAAUCGAAGGUUAUCCUGACCCUGAGGUGGUGUGGUAUAAGGACGACCAGCCGAUUAAAGAGACGCGCCAUUUUCAGAUCGAUUAUGACGAAGAUGGAAAUUGCAGUCUUGUUAUUUCUGAGGUCAGCGGUGAUGAUGACGCAAAGUACACCUGCAAGGCCAUGAACAGCGUCGGGGAGGCCAGCUGCACCGCCGAACUCAUCGUGGAGGUGAUGGGACGAGAGGAGGAGGAGGAGGAGGAAGAGUAGAAGACAACCUCUUUUGUCACGUUUCUCUUUUACACCUGUCUUUCGGACUUUCAGAUGAUGAGGAUGAUGAAGACCUCAGAUCACCUUUUGCUGCAUUUCCUUCAUUGCACUUCCAGUUUGUUCUUUUUGUAUUUAUGCAACAGCCAGAUAUCAGAUUUGUUCAUCACAUGACAUCAAUAUUACUCACAUUCUUCAUUGUCAUGUUUUACUCCAACCAAACAUUUCUAAACUCACAUGUGUGUUUGUGUGAUGAUCAUCGCUCGUGACUGUGUGAGCCGAGCUGUUACGACAGCUUUAUUUAAGCACUGCAAACUCAUGUAAGGUUGUGUGUUUUUGUUUGGAGACGUUUUCCUCCUCUUUCACCAUCUGUCACAGUAGCAGCACUCAACAGAUAUUUGGAGACACGUGUUAAAUGUAUGUUUAUUUGAUUAGGAAUGUCUGUGGAUUAUAUUUCUUGAAAUGUUUUUUAGAUAUAUACGCGUUUGAUAAAGUGCAGAUUGCAUUGUAAUGAGAACACUACAAAUGUAGUUAUUCACUUUUAAAGAAUACAUUUUGAUCACAAACACUGUAAGUUGUUGUGCUCACUUAAAAAACAGAGUCAUUGAAAGUUGUUAAAAAAAUGUAUGACAGUCAUAAUCCAGUGCAUCCUUGCUGCUUUUACACAACUAAGGAAAAUAUUAAAGGACACAAUUAAUUAAAAUGUUAUUUUACUAAGCUAAUUCCAAAAUAAAUGAAGAGUAAAAAUUAAAACGCAUCAUGUCCUACAACAUCAAAAAAAAAAAAAAUGUUGGGAAAUUUUGUCUAUUACAGAACAUCACUUUUUUCCCCCCGUAUUUUUCAUAUUUUGGUCACUGUUACUUUCUAGGAUUGGAGACAUCCUGAAGUAUAGUCAGGGGCAUUAAGUUCACCUUUGUUUCGAGUCUUAAAUUAAAACAGGCCCGUUCUAUGAGGUAACUAACAGCACACUCUUCGCCAGAUGGCGCUGUGUUGUCACAACUAUAAAUUCAAUGUCUUGUCUCAAGAUAUUUUGGACAUAAAACAGUUGUGACCCUGGACCACAAAACCCC
Molecule: messenger RNA, 6601 nt
Organism: Sinocyclocheilus rhinocerous
Lineage: Eukaryota; Metazoa; Chordata; Actinopteri; Cypriniformes; Cyprinidae
Product: myosin light chain kinase, smooth muscle-like
Exons: 32
Coding region: 105-5534 (1809 amino acids)
Biological process (GO): protein phosphorylation
Molecular function (GO): ATP binding; protein binding; protein kinase activity
Source: RefSeq, a predicted model, not a curated record